Leptopilina boulardi is the source of this 3206-nucleotide messenger RNA. Its product is annotated as facilitated trehalose transporter Tret1-like. Gene Ontology annotation, cellular component: membrane. Bases 1546 to 3045 code for a protein of 499 amino acids. Gene Ontology annotation, biological process: transmembrane transport. The transcript has 2 exons. Gene Ontology annotation, molecular function: transmembrane transporter activity. Lineage: Eukaryota; Metazoa; Arthropoda; Insecta; Hymenoptera; Figitidae. The record is from RefSeq and is a predicted model, not a curated record.
AAAGUUUUAAACAUUUAAAAAAAAAAUCUAGUCAGGGUUGGACUUUUCAGUCAGGGUUGGACACUUUUUGAAAAUCGAAACGCAUUAUUGGUAAAAACGUAAAAUAACAUAAACGUUGGGUACUUAAGGUUCGUAUUUUAAAAGGUUUUAAAUUGAAAUUUUUGGUAAUUUUAUUUAAUUUUUUUUAUAUUGUAGUUCAAUUUCAUAAAAUUUUUAAUUGAAAAAUAAUUGAGCCUGCACUUAACAAAGUGUUUAAUUUUAAACGUAUGUUAUUAAAAAAUUUAAACCCGAAUGCUAAAAUGUCAUUUAUAAAAUUAAAAAUACACUGAAAAAAAAUUUAUUUGAUUCAAAUACACGAUUACUUGACUAUUAUCAAAUAAAUAUUUACUUGAACCAAAUAAUUUUUAUUUGAAUUAAAUAAAUUGUAUUUGAACCAAUAAUUUCUAUAUAUUUGAAACAAAUACCAUUUAAUUGACUCAAAUAAUAAUUAUUUCAUACAAAUAAAUAUUUAUUUGAUAAUAUUCAAGUAAUCGAUUAUUUGAAACAAAUAAAUUUUUUUUUCAGUGUAUCCUCCGGAUGUCGGUUAAUGUAUAUCCGUUACCCUAUUAUAAGUUUCUAAAAUAUUUAUUACCUAAUUAUUUAUGUUAUUUAACUAUAAGCAUUAUAAUGUUAAUAAAUAUUUAAAUUGUAAAAUAUGCAAUUCAUUAUUUAAUUAUAUUUAAUAAUGAUUAUGUAACGGUGACAUGACAUAUAACUAUUUCUUUAUUAAAAUUUUAUCGACUAAUUACAUAAUGACUAUUUAAGUCACGUGGUGACUUAAAUUAACAAUUAUUAUUUCAAGAAAACUAUAAGUAUGUCUGUAAACAUUAUCCAUAACAGGUUUUUUUUCGUAUCUCUGGGGUCAGAGUAGGAAAUAAUAACUUGAUGUAUAUACACGUAUCAAUGUUAACAUUUUUCACAUUAGUAUGUAAAAUAUUGAAAAAUGAUUUCAAAGAAACGACUAUAUUAAAUUUUAAAUCAAAAAGUCUCUCAGUAAAGUAGCGAUGUUCUGUUUGUUUGUAAAAAGUAUUAAAGUUGCACUUACAAAAAAAAAAGUUUUAGUAAAAAUGAAUUUGAUAAUCAACGGGAAAUAAAUUUUCUAAAUAGAAAAUUGGAGUUGACUUCGAAAUGUAAAUAGUUUAAUCUAUUUACUUAAUUCUUCAUUAGUCAUCUCUCAUUGCUGAUUAAGAAACAUUGUACAUUAAAUUUUCAAACAAAAAGUAUCUCAGUGUAUAGUAAACAUUACUUGAAGUACAUAUUCAAAAUACUUGUAGUUUUUUCAUCCAGUAAAAAUAAUUGUAAAAAAAUUCUUUCAGAAUAUUUUGUGUACGAUAUAAUAUAAUAAAAUUAUUUAUUCAGACUAUCUUGAAAAAAUUAUUUUAAACUAUAUUGUCAUUUCACUAUUAACUCUGUUAAAAAGAAGAACAAGAAUACAAUAAUUGCAUUUAAUUCACUUUAUAUUAGUAUUCAGAAUUUUCAAAAAGGUUCCAAAGAAAUGAAUCGAAAAUGAAGAUGUUGUUUUUUCAAAAUUGUUUUUCAAACCUUAGCAGAAGGUUAAAUAAAGAAGAAGUUAAUGAACAAUCACAAAGCGAUGGAAAUCGAACCCAACAGUAUUUUACAGCAGUUUGUGCAUGUACCAUCAUAGCAGCUACAGCAUCAUAUAACGUAUGGUCGUCGCCAUCUAUUCCUCACUUGACAAGCAAGAAGUUCAAAUUUUCUGUAACAGAAGAACAAAUUAUUUGGAUAGUAUCAUUAUACAAUGUUGGUGAUAUUUUUGGAGCAAUUCUAAAUCCUUUAUUCAUUGAUCGCAUUGGACGCAAAAACACUUUAUUACUUCUUUCUCUACCAAGCUUAAUUGGAUGGGGAUUAAUAAUUUUUGCACAAAACUAUAUUUAUCUCUACAUAGCGAGAUUAUUUGGAGGAAUUAGUAAAGCAAGUGCUUUUAAUUCUUUAUCAAUAUAUCUAACAGAAAUUUCUGACAAAAAUGUCCGUGGAAUGCUGGUUAAUAUGAUGCACAUAUCACUCUAUAUCGGUGUCUUCGUCUUUACAACAAUUGGAGCAUUUGCAUCUUAUGAAACUUUAAACAUUUCCUCUGUCUCAAUAUUGAUUAUAUUCAUUCUUAUAAUUUCAUUUUUACCUGAAACGCCUUAUUAUUAUCUUUUACAAGGAAGAAGAGCUGAUGCUAUGAAAUGCUUGAUGAAACUAAGAGGAAUAAGUUCAUCAGACAAAUUGGAACCUGAAAUACGUGAAAUGGAAUUAGUAAUUGACGAAGAUAAAAAAAAUACAAAAACAUUUGCAUUCUUGGAAUUAUUCACGAAAAGUUACAAUCGAAAAGGAUUGAUAAUCAUGUUCUUUAUGAGAGCAACCAUGAUGCUUUCAGGUAUUGUUGCUAUUACUGCUUUUGCUGAAGAUAUUUUUAGUCAAAAUAGUCUUCCAAUUAAACCAGGUGUUCAAGUAAUGAUUUAUAACGGAAUAACAUUACCAGCAACUUUAUGUACUGGCUUUUUUAUAGAUAAAAUUAACAGAAGAAUAUUGUUUUCUGCAACUUCUAUGUUGGGUUCAUUUUGCUUAGGUAGUGUCGGUCUCUUUUUCUUUCUCAAGUAUUAUCUUAUGACAGAAACUUCUUCAAUUGCAUGGUUACCAGUUGUAGCAUUAACAUUACUUCAAAUAUUUUUUAUUUCUGGAUUUGGAAUAAUUCCCCAUAUUUCUAUUGGCGAAUUUUUUUCAAUAAAAGUGAAAGGUAGUGCAGUUAGCUUGGGUAGAAUUCUCAUAUCCGUUAUUAAUUUUGCUACUACUGCCGGAUAUAAACCAUUGAGCAAUAGUUUUGGAAUCUACACGACUUUUUGGAUUUUUGCUUCUCUUACUUUUGUUGGAUCUUUGGUGACUUAUUGGAUCACUCCAAAUACAACAGGAAUGACAUUGGAGGAAAUUCAAGCAAUGCAAAAUCCAGAACUAGAGAAUAAGCUUAAUUUAGAACGCAAAUAUAGGAGAAAUGAAAAUACUUGAAAAUUCUUCAGUUUCUGUAGAAUAGGAUAAGUGUAAUCCUCCUAAAAGUGACCGAUUUGAUUUCUAAGUUGUGCAAAAUUAAUUCUUAAAAAUUCAAAAGAAUUUUUCUAGAAGCUAUUUUUAAAACUAAAACAUAAUUGUGACCCGGACAGUUAAAAGGG